GUAGAGCGCAGUACUUUCCUGAUAUUGCUUCUCGACACAAAGUCAUACAAGAAGCUCACGCAAUUAAUAAUAUUUAUUUUUAUAUGCUUUCAUAAUUCAUAGCCAUUCCUAUUAUAAUUCUUGAUCAUUGUAUAAAGCUUAAUUUCUUUCUUCCAACUUCGACAAUAAUGAGACACUCCACCAAAUGACGCAUGUCGAGUCUGAAGUGUCAACAACAAUGGCUUCUGCAGAGCAGGACGACGAUAUAUUAGACAACUGGGAGGACAUAGAGGAGAACCCGGCUGUUUUAGAAGAACGACUGGAAAAAUUGGCUCUAGAAAGGACAGCACAAGCACAGUCGCGUGUUCAUGGUUGCGAUGUUCCAAUAGUGACCUGUGAAGAUAGUGGCAGGACUCCGUUUACUCCUCAGGAGCCCAAAAUUAUGAUUUUAAGAAGACCACAAGCAAAGUCAGAUCAGUCUGUAAAUGGAAUGAUUACUGCCAAACAGAAGCAGCCUGUUAAAACUUUGGAACAGUGCUGCUUGUUUUUUACAAUGGAUUUACUAGACAAAAUAGAUGAAAACAAACUAUCAUCGAGAUACCUCCAGCCGAUCAAGUUCUUCGUAACAAAGCAAAAUAGUCCCAGAGAAAUUGUAAACGCCCACAGCAGUAUUACCAUAACAGUCCCAGUAUGGCUCACCAAUAGCCUUACGUUGUGUAUCGAAAUUCCUGGAGAGAACUGUACAUUUUCAAGCAUAUGUGCAGUUAUUAAUAGCAACAAUGAAAGACAGCAAGAGUAUGCAGUAGCUAGAUUAAGAAUAUUAGGUGACUCGGGGGACUCGGAAGAUGGUAAACCUAAACCAAUACAACAAAAAUCUCUGGAACAGGGAGGAAUUGGGCUUGAGAGUCAUAUCAAGAGUACUUACGUCAAAGCUGAACCCCAACUAUAA
Molecule: messenger RNA, 928 nt
Organism: Macrobrachium nipponense
Lineage: Eukaryota; Metazoa; Arthropoda; Malacostraca; Decapoda; Palaemonidae
Exons: 6
Coding region: 185-928 (247 amino acids)
Source: RefSeq, a predicted model, not a curated record